CGGGUCGGUGCCAUUUUCAUUGUGGCGUAGGAAUACUAAAAGUAGUAACGGUUUAUCAACAAUAAUUCAAGUUCAAUUUCUUAUCAUCGGUUUUAUUAAAAUCACUUGAAAUUAUUAUUUAUACAUUUAUUCACUCUAUUAGUAUAAUUCCAAUAUGAGAAAUGAAGAAAGUUUAUUUUAAAAUAAGAUAGUUUUUUGUUUAAGAGGGGACUAUUUGUUUAAAAUAAUAUACGAAUACAGGGAAUGAGUAGUGAACACACAACCUGUUUAGUUUGAUGUCUACAGACCAUCGGUAAAAUUGGAGCACAAGUUGUUUAUGGUUUUAAUAUAAAGUAUUUUAUUUGUUCUUAUAAAUAGUGUAUUUAAAUCUUUUGUAACAAAAUAAUAUAUAUUGUAUAUAUGUAGUAAAUACAUAAUUUAAAGAAAAAAAAAAAUUUAAUCAUCAACAAUGCCAGAACAAAAAACUACUACUGAGGCCCAUAAUGAAAUGCCAGAAAAUGGAACAGGAGUUAAUUCUCCUGGUAAAGGUUUGAUCAUGAAGGGUAAAAUGACUCUGGCUAAAAUUCAACUUCUUGAUGGUACGAUAAAAGAUUUUCAGAUUGAGAGAAAAGCUAAAGGUCAUGAACUCCUCGACAAAAUUUGUGCUAGUAUGAACUUAUUGGAAAAGGAUUAUUUUGGUCUUACAUAUGAAGAUAAAUAUGAUUCUCGUAACUGGCUUGAUCUUGAAAGAAGAAUUUCCAAGUUUGUUAAAAGUGAACCUUGGAGGUUUAAUUUUGAAGUAAAAUUCUAUCCUCCAGACCCAGCUCAAUUACAAGAAGAUAUCACUAGAUACCAAUUGUGUCUUCAAAUUAGAAAUGAUAUAAUUACUGAACGUCUCGCAUGUUCUUUUGUAACCCAUGCUCUCUUAGGUUCCUAUUUGGUACAAUCAGAAAUAGGAGAUUAUGAUCCUCAAGAACAUGGUAGAGAUUAUUUGAAAGAUUUUAAAUUUGCACCCAAUCAGACACCUGAAUUAGUAGAAAAAGUUAUGGAUCUUCAUAAAACUCACAAGGGACAAACACCUGCAGAAGCAGAAUUGCAUUACCUCGAGAAUGCAAAGAAACUAGCUAUGUAUGGUGUUGAUCUUCAUCCUGCUAAAGACUCUGAAGGUGUCGAUAUAAUAUUGGGAGUAUGUUCAUCUGGCCUUCUUGUUCAUAGAGAUAGACUGAGAAUCAAUCGAUUUGCAUGGCCUAAGAUAUUGAAAAUAUCAUACAAACGACACAAUUUUUAUAUUAAAAUACGUCCAGGUGAAUUUGAACAAUAUGAAUCAACUAUUGGCUUUAAAUUAGCUAACCAUAGAACUGCUAAAAAACUGUGGAAAGUAUGUGUCGAACAUCAUACAUUCUUCCGACUUAUGAGUCCUGAACCUGUUAAAAAAGUUGGACUAUUGCCACAUUUAGGAUCACGAUUCCGAUAUUCUGGACGAACACACUAUGAAACUAAAAGAAUGCCUAUUGAAAGACAGCCUCCACAAUUUGAGAGAACAUUAAGUGGUCGUCGUUUAACUUCUCGAAGCAUGGAUGCAUUGGGUGGAAAUAGGCCUAUUGAAACAUAUGGCUCUGAACCGAGUAAACGACAUACAAUGAGUUACGAACCUGAAAUGAUUCCUGAUAUGGAGCAUAUCGAUCAAAAGCCCAGUCCAAUUAAAAAAGAUAAGCUUACUCGUAAAACAAGCGUUGGAACUACAUCAAUCAGCAGUACCAGUAGUCUGGAAGGAGAAUAUGAUGCAGAGCGGGCUGAAAAGAAACCAAUUGGAGGUAUUGCCGUUCUUCCAUCAAGUGAGUCUAGCAAGAAAAAAAAAAAACAAAAUGAACAUGAAAAAGAAAAUUUCAACGAAUUAAAUAAUUCUGAUAGUAUCUCUAAUGACAUCAAGUCGUUAAAAAAAAAAGAUAAGCCUAAACAAAAAGAAAGCCCUGAAAAAUCGGAUAAAGAUAAGAAGGAGAAAAUUAAGAUCCCUGUUGGCGGAUUCCUCUUUGGAAAACGAGAUAAAGAUCAAAAUAAGGAUAAAAAGGAAGUUCUACAAAAUAAACAACUGGUAGAAAAAAGUGAUGAUAAUAAAACAAAUCACACUGAUUCUCCGACUAAAUCAAUGUCAGACGAAAAUCAAUCAAUUUCAAAAAAGGCUCCAGAUUCACCAGCAUAUACCAAGACUUACGAUUAUGAAGAAACAGAAACAUCACCAACUAAAAAACCAUAUACUCCAUCUUUUGGUUUUUCAUAUAAAGAUGGACCUGCUUCACCAGAAUCUCAAGGUGAAAAGUCACCGCUUACAGGUAGCAAAAAAGCUACAGGAUUAGCAUUUAGUUAUGCUCCAGGUGAAGAAAAGAAAGUUGCUGAAUCAGCCGAAAAACGAAAAACUAAAGAACCAAUUGAUAAUAAAUCGGUAGGUGGUUUGAAGACUCCUGGUUUAAAUUAUGUUGAAUCAGCCGGUCUAAAAGAACAACAAAAAAUGACGUCACCGUUGAAUGAUAAAGCUUCAGCAGUUGCUGACUUUAUAAAUGAAGAAAAAAAAACUAGUACAAGCAUUACACCAGGGGUUCAAUUGUCGAAAGAUCAUCAACCAGUGAGAGAAUAUAAAAUACUUCCGAUACCCGAGAAUAGCAUCUUCAUCGGAGGUUUAAUUUAUUUAAGAGAUAAACCAUUAGAACAAAGUUCUUUGGGACCAGAUGGAAAUAAAAUCAUUGACGGUAAAUUACAUGAUAAAAAUGACAAACUUAUAAAAAAAGCUGAUUUUGGUAUACAAGGAGUUUAUAUAACUAAUGGUUUAGUUACCGGCAAAGAUGGAAAACCUAUAAAUCAACAAUUUGUAGGAGUUAAUUCUGAUUAUUUGAUAAAAAAUGGUCUUUUAUGUAACUCAUCGGGUGAAUUAUUAAAUAAAAUUUCAUUAGGUCCUGAAAAUUGUUUAGUAAAAGAUGGAAAAAUUUUGAGUAAAAAUGGUAAACAAAUGAAUUUAAAUCCGUUUGAUAGUAAUGGAACAUUUAUCAAAGAUGGUUUGCUAUUUUCCAAUGAUGGAAAACCACUUAGUCGAGGAUCAUAUGGUAUUGAUGAAAAUUAUAUUGUUGGCGGACUUGUUUGUGAUAAAAAUGGUAAAUUAGUAAACCAAAUAGCAAUUUUGCCUGAAAACAUUUACAUAAUAGAUGGGUUAAUUUAUGAUGAAGACAAUAAACCUGUUUCUGGACUUCUUGGACGAGAUGGAAAUCACAUCAUUGAUGGAAAAAUUUAUAAUAAAGAUAAUAAAUUAGUGAAAUCGGAAUCUUUUAACUCGGAUGGAUCAAAUAUCAAAGAUGGAAUGAUUUUUAGUAAAGAUAACAAAGUUUUAAAUCAAGUUUCAUUGCUCUCAAAUGGAGGUACUCAUUUAAAGGAUGGUAAAGUAGUUGGCAAAGAUGGAAAGCCUAUAAAACAUGCAUAUUUCAAAAAAGAUGGUAGUUUUGUUAAAGAUGGUAUUAUUUAUGAUAAAAAUGGCAAACCUUUAAAUCAAAUUCCUCAUUUACAACCUGGUGCAUACAUAAAAGAAGGUUUAAUAUAUGACAAGUUUGGAAAACCACUCAAUCAAGAGAUUUUCAAACCUGAUAACACGAUUAUCCGAGAAGGAACAAUCUAUGCUGCUAAUGAGCAACCUUUAGAUAACGGAUUUCUCGGCCAAGAUUAUCUAAUCAAAGAUGGUUUAAUAUCAGGAACAGAUGGAAAACUCGUUAAACAAGAACCGUUUGGGUUUAACAAUCAAAUAAAAAAAGGUUUGAUUUUAGCUAAAAAUGGUAAACCUCUAAAUCAAAAUUCUUUAAUACCUGAAGGUCUAGUAAUACGGAACGGUAAAAUUUGUACUAAAGAUGGAAAGCCAGUAAAAAUGGCUUUUUAUAAACCUGAUGGUAGUUUUAUAAAAGAUGGUCAACUGUAUGGUAAGGAUGGUAAACUUCUAGAUGUAAAUUCUCCACUUCCAGAUUCUUGUUAUAUUAAAAAUGGAGUAAUUUUUGAUAGCAAAGGAAAAGCCUUUUCCUAUGGGUCAGUAGUAGGCUCUGAUAAAUCGUAUGUAGUAGCUGGUUAUAUUUGUGACAAGAAUGGUAAACCAGUUAAAGAUGGUAUUUUUGGGCCAGAUGGCAAUAAAAUAAAUAACGGCCUGAUAGUCGAUCGUGACGGUAAACCUGUAACUCAAGAUGAUAAAGGACCUGACAAUAUUUCUAUUUCCAAUGGUAAAAUAGUUGAUUCUCAAGGCAAUCCAAAAAAUCAAAGCUCUCUAUUACCAAACGAAUGUUACGUGCAAGACGGUGUUAUUUAUGAUAGACAUCAACAUCCUCUUAAACUCGGUGCAUUUAAUAUUGAUGGUUCAUACAUUCGUAAUGGCUUAAUUUAUUCUUCAGAUGGCUCAUUGUUGAAUGUUGGUGAACCAUUAUCUGAUCAAAUUUACAUUGAACAAGGAAGGCUAUAUAACAAGAAUGAUAAACCGUUAAACCAUGGUUCAUUUGGUUGCAGUCGUUGUUGUAUACAAAAUGGAUACAUAUUAGAUGAAAAUAUGCAACCUUUAGAUCAUGGUGUAUUUAAUACGAUUGGUGAUUAUAUUAAAGACGGACGUGUGUAUAACAAUGGAAAACUGGUGAAUCAAAAAAGUACACCACAAAAUGUUACAAUAUUAGUAAGAUAUGGUUUGGUAUUUAGCGAAGAUGGCAAACCGAUGGUAUCUGGUCGUUUCGAUAAUAACGGUAAUACCGUCAAGAAUGGAAGAAUAUAUGAUUUUAAUGGUAAACCAUUGAAUUUAAGUUCUUUAGGAAGUAAUGGACAAUAUAUAAAAGAUGGUCUUAUUUAUGGACCUGAUAAUAAAGUAUUGUCACAAGGAUCUUUACCGCCAGAAACAAAUUAUAUAAAAGAUGGAAGAGUACAUAGUGAAAAUGGUCAUCUAUUAACUCAAGAAUCUUUUGGAAAUGAAGGAUUUAAAGUUAAAGAAGGUAUAAUUAUUGAUAAAACAGGAAGGCCUAUUAAGCAAGCAUCAUUUGAUUCUGAUGGUAAUGUUGUCAAAAAUGGACUUGUUUAUAAUACAUCUGGAAAAUUAUAUGACAGUUCUAUUCCAACUAAUAAAACUAUUAUUCGAAAUGGUCUGAUUUGUGAUUUCAAUGGUGAACCAAUUACGAAAAGUUCGCUAGAAUCUUUGAAAGAUGUUUCUGUAAAAAAUGGAAAAGUUUAUGAUAAUAAUGGAAAAUUGUAUAAUAAUCAUAAUUUCGGAGAAGGUUUUAUUAAAGACGGUAUAAUUUAUGAUAAAAAUGGCCAAAAAAUGGAUUCCGAUCAAAUAUCAACAUUAUCAACACAAUCACCAAUAUUAAAUGCUAAAAAACCAUCUAUUCCUGUAAGUACUCCGACAAUUGUUAAGACUACCACUAAACAAUCUGUAAUCAAAGAUCAAGAGGGUUUAACUCAGAAUAUUGAAGAAAAAAUCGAAGAUUUAACACCAGGUGGUACAGGACAAAUAACUGUAAAUACCAGUAUAAAUAAGGCAGAGACACAAGAUGAUGGCAGAGCUCCAUACAUGACUGCAACAGCUGUUACUACUCGUACAGCUACUAUGCAUGAAGAUCUUGAAAAAAAUCAAAAAACAAGUCAGGUUGAAGAAAAAACCGUAGCUCAUACUACUGCAACGAGUGCAACAAGACAAGAACAACGGGUCGUUACUCAAGAAGUGAGGACUACAAGUCAUGUUCUUUCUGGAGAACAGUUCUUUUUGAGACGACAAAGUACAUCAAGUUCAAGCAGCGGUGAUUCGGGUACACCCAUAGAUAUUGAUGAUGAACAACAUACAUUCUGCAAUCAGUAUUACCAGGGUAAUGAUGAAUUAGUAUCAACAGCAGAAAACAUUUUAUUAUCACCCGAAACUGAUAAUAAAACAGUAUCUACUCCAACUGUACCUCUAUCAACAUCUGAAACGAGAAAGGUAGCUGUUGAAAGUGAAGAUGGUACGUACAGUGCAAGUGGUGAAAUUGUGAGUACACAAACGAUUUCCAGUAAAACUCGGACUGUCGAAACAAUCACGUACAAAACGGAAAGAGAUGGAGUUGUAGAAACAAGAGUCGAACAGAAAAUUACAAUACAAUCGGAUGGUGAUCCAAUUGAUCAUGAUCGUGCAUUAGCUGAAGCUAUUCAAGAAGCAACUGCUAUGAAUCCUGACAUGACUGUAGAAAAAAUUGAAAUUCAACAACAAACAACACAAUAAUAAUUAUAUUAAUAAAAUUAACAUUACCUAUAAAUAGUCUAUUACAUACCAAGGGAAAAAGGGGAUUGGUUCAAAGCUGUAGUGUAAUUGUCAAUCGAGUUGAAAGUGAGGAUGUUCUAAAUGAGGUAAAUCUAUAAUUUGAACAAGUCUCAUUCUCUUCCCUAGGUCUGUAUACUAUUUUUGACCAUGCCUGUGCGAAAAGUUCGAUAGGUCUCAAAUGAAAAACAAACUUUCUACCGAGAUAUCAAGAUAAAAAAAAUAAUAGUAUAGUAAUAAAUAAGACAGGUAUUAAGAUAUAGAAAAAAAAUAAUAAUAUAACUAAUGAACUAUAAUUUUACGUUGUUUGACAUGAAAUAAUUAUUAAUAAAAUGUGUAAUUAAUAUAAUUUUCAUUUUUAAAGGAAUGGUAUAAUGACGUUACUUAGUGUUCGUACAUUUUUUCGUUAAUAAAUAAUGAGGUUGUGUUAAACGUAAAACUAUUAAACAGAAAUUAUUUACUUUUUUCAUCAAUUAUUAAAGAUAUGUCAAAUAAAUCGCUUAAGUUAUACAUAGAUAUAUAUAUAUAUAUAUAUAUGAUAUGAUAUUAAUAUCAUAAAAUCUUAUCAUAUGGAAAUAAACAUUUAAAAUUUUCUGUAAGAAAAUUUUUACAAAAAUAUCUUGAUAAAAAAUAUUUAUAUCAAUUAAAUUUUUAUGAAUUCAAUUAAAAAAAAAUUAUUGUUGAAGAAUAAUUGUGCAGUUGUAACUUUUGCUUGGAAAUAAUUUGUAUGAUUAUCAAGUAUAAAAUGUAUAACCAAAAGCAAACAUGCAUUGGUCAGCGUAAAUGUCUAAAUCUAGCCAUAGCUUGAGUAGUCAUAGUAUGUAUGUCUGCCACAAAUAUUAGUUUUUCUCAAAUUGUUUUUAUUACAAUACUAUAUAUAUAUAUAUUAUUACUAUUAUUUAUAACAAUAAGUCUUACCAUUUUCUAUCUUGAAUUGUGCUAUUAAUAUUCUUGAAAUUAUAAUGAGGUGAGAAUUUUUACAUUUAUUAUUUCAUAUAUAUUCUUCAUAGUAAAUUUGCUGUAAUUAUUUUCAUGAUUAUAUUUUUUGUAAUAUUUUUGUAUCAUGUAUUUUAUCAUUUUUAGUACAAAAAAAUUUGCAAUUGAUCAUUAUCGGUAUAUAUUUAUUACGAUUUAAGAGUGAAAGAUUGAAUUAAGAUUUUUGUACCGUAGUAUCCUGAUGUAAAAAUUAUAAAAAAAAAAAACUUAUCAUAAAAUAAUCAGAACAUAUAGAUACUUUAUAAAGAAAUCUAAAACCCAAUCUUGAUAUCUAAACAAUGCAACUUUUUCUUUCCAAUUUUCAAAAUAAUUUUUGUUCAUAC
Molecule: messenger RNA, 7584 nt
Organism: Chelonus insularis
Lineage: Eukaryota; Metazoa; Arthropoda; Insecta; Hymenoptera; Braconidae
Gene: cora
Cellular component (GO): cytoskeleton; plasma membrane
Molecular function (GO): structural molecule activity; actin binding
Source: RefSeq, a predicted model, not a curated record